Prunus armeniaca (apricot) is the source of this 798-nucleotide messenger RNA. The record is from the annotation of a GenBank genome assembly. Lineage: Eukaryota; Viridiplantae; Streptophyta; Magnoliopsida; Rosales; Rosaceae.
AUGAGGCUAAUCCUUGUCUCACUCCGGUUGCCACUGGUUCUCAACUUAGCUCUCUUCAUGGCUCUCCUCUCUCGGAUCCCACCUAGUAUCGCAGUCUUGUUGGCGCACUUCAGUAUCUCACCAUCACCCGUCCGGACAUUUCCUUUGCCGUCAACCAAGUUUGUCAAUUCAUGCAUCAACCUACUGAUAUUCAUUGGAAAGCCGUCAAGCGUAUUCUACGUUAUGUUCUUGGCACUUCUCAUGAUGGCCUUGUUUUUCGUCCUGGUACUCUCUAUACUCUAUGCCGACUAUGCUGGUAAUCCCGAUGAUUGUCACUCUACAGGGGGAUAUUGUAUUUUCUUUGGCUCCAACCUUGUCUCAUGGAGCUCCAAGAAGCAGCCCACCGUUUCCCGCUCUAGUACCGAAUCUGAGUAUCGUCAAUUGGCUCUCACUGCUAUGGAACUCUCAUGGAUUCAACAACUCUUACAAGAAUUACAUGUCUCUUUGCCCUCACCUCCUUUGCUUUGGUGUGACAACACAAGCUCUAUUGCUCUUGCUUCUAAUCCGAUCUUUCAUGCACGCACCAAACACAUUGCUGUGGAUUAUCAUUAUGUCCGUGAACUUGUCCUUGCUGGCUCCUUGCAUGUUCGUUAUGUCUCCACCCAUACUCAGCUGGCUGACAUUUUUACCAAGGGUCUCCCGCUUCCUCGGUUUGCAUUUCUCAAAUCCAAGCUGUUGCGCUCUUCGCACAUCAGCUUGCAGGGGGAUAAUAGAGAUGGUGAUAAAUCUGCACACAAUCAGGCACUCCAAUAUCUGUGA